This is a messenger RNA of Gavialis gangeticus (Gharial), 7063 nucleotides long. RefSeq names its product diacylglycerol kinase zeta (gene DGKZ). The record is from RefSeq and is a predicted model, not a curated record. The transcript is spliced from 33 exons. Gene Ontology annotation, cellular component: nucleus. Gene Ontology annotation, molecular function: ATP-dependent diacylglycerol kinase activity; protein binding. Lineage: Eukaryota; Metazoa; Chordata; Crocodylia; Gavialidae. Gene Ontology annotation, biological process: regulation of synaptic transmission, glutamatergic; intracellular signal transduction; diacylglycerol metabolic process. The coding region runs from base 616 to 3681 and encodes 1021 amino acids.
CUUCUGGCUGCUGCAGCUGCUGCAGGAUCUAUGCACGGGCACCUUCCUUGCUGUCUCUUUUUUGCCUCUGAGUUUGGCUCGUCUUGCAGGAGACACUGAGGUAAAGGGUCCAACUCCUGGAGACUCAGCUUUGAAUCCCAACAGAGGCAGAGGGGAGCCCACUGUUCUUUGCAGAGUGAGAGAGCUUUGCCCUUUGGAGAUCUCUUGCCUCCUGAGAUUCUUUUUCCAAGCAGGAUCCAGCUUCUGCUCCCCUUGGCCCCUUCAUUGUUCGCCCUCCCAGCAGCAGGUGGAUUUUGGACAAGAAUCUCAGUGCCACUGAGGUGUCUGGGAUAUUCACAUCUGGAUUUUGGUGUGCAUCCUCCAGGGAGAAGAGGAGACAGCCUGAGGCAGAGCCAACUGUUCUGCGCUGCACUGACUCCAUCCAGCAAGCGGGUAAAAAAGGUUGGCAAAAAAGUUAGACUGUGCAUUUUCCUGGGACAAGCCACCUCAGAAGCAUCUCUGAGGCCCCCUGCAAGACAAGUCAGGUGCAGCGCCGUGGGGCUGGUCUGUCUGGGCCGUGUGUGCAGCAGGAGCAAGGCUCUCCUGGGUUGGUGGAGGGUCAUAUAGAUCUUAGGAAUGGCUGAAGCUCCUGGGAGCUGGCAAGGCUGUGCCCCAGUCCAAGAAGAUGAGGUGGCUAGAGGAGCUGAGGCCAACCUACCUGGCGCAGUGGAAGCCAGGGAGGCCAAGCUAGGCCAUGACUGGGACCCUGGAUGGACUGAGAAGAAAGGACCGAGGGCUGCAGCUAGUCCUGCUGCAGAGACACAGGUGGAGGAGCAGUUUCUGCACUUGACCAUCAGAAAGCAGGUGUCCUACAGACUCCAUCUGCCCCACAAAGGCGUCUUCCCUUGUCUCCAGGGCAACCAGCCCAACCGUUGGGGAACCAGGAGGAUAAAGCACAGGCCAGCGGUAUAUAAGAAAGCCAUAGCCAAGUCUGGCCUCCAACACAUGGUCGCACAGCCAAGCCCCGCACUUGCGUUGAGGAGUGACCCAGAGAGGCAGAUCCGCAACACUGUGGACUGGAGCGAGACUGCAGUCUAUGGGGAGCACAUCUGGUUCGAGACCAAUGCGUCUGGGGAUUUCUGCUACGUGGGGGAACAGAACUGUGUGGCCAAGAUGCUGCAAAAGCCUCUGUCCAGGCGCAAAUGCGCAGCCUGCAAGAUUGUGGUGCACACGCCCUGCAUAGAGCAGCUGGAGAAAAUAAAUUUCCGCUGCAAACCUUCCUUCAGGGAGUCAGGAUCGAGGAACGUUCGGGAGCCUGCAAUUGUCCGACAUCACUGGGUACACCGGAGACGCCAGGAAGGGAAGUGCCGGCAGUGUGGCAAGGGUUUCCAGCAGAAGUUUGCUUUCCACAGCAAGGAGAUUGUGGCCAUCAGCUGCUCCUGGUGUAAGCAAGCAUACCACAGUAAGGUGUCAUGCUUCAUGCUGCAACACAUCGAGGAACCCUGCUCACUGGGGGCUCACGCUGCUGUUGUUGUCCCACCCACCUGGAUCCUGCGUGUCCGGCGCCCCCAGAAUCCAUUGAAGUCCAGUAAGAAGAAGAAGAGGACGUCAUUCAAGAGGAAAUCCAGCAAAAAGGGACCCGAGGAGGGACGAUGGAAACCCUUCGUUAUCAAGCCCAUGCCAGCACCGCUCAUGAAGCCCCUCCUGGUGUUUGUGAACCCCAAAAGUGGAGGCAAUCAGGGAGCCAAGAUCAUCCAGUCCUUCAUGUGGUAUCUCAACCCCCGGCAAGUCUUCGACCUCAGCCAGGGUGGCCCUAAGGAAGCGCUGGAGAUGUACCGGAAGGUACACAACCUCCGCAUCCUGGCAUGUGGCGGGGAUGGCACGGUGGGCUGGAUCCUUUCCAUCCUAGACCAGUUGCGCCUGAACCCUCCUCCUCCUGUAGCCAUCCUGCCUCUGGGGACUGGGAACGACUUGGCCAGGACACUGAACUGGGGCGGGGGUUAUACAGACGAGCCCCUGUCAAAAAUCCUGUCACACGUGGAGGAUGGAAAUAUAGUACAGCUCGACCGCUGGAAUCUCCAUGUGGAGCCAAACACCGAAGCAAGUCCUGAGGAGAAGGAUGAAACAGCCACGGACAAGCUUCCCCUUGACGUCUUCAAUAACUAUUUCAGCCUGGGCUUUGAUGCACGUGUGACCCUAGAGUUUCACGAAUCACGAGAGGCCAAUCCAGAGAAGUUCAACAGCCGGUUUCGGAAUAAAAUGUUCUAUGCUGGGACGGCAUUUUCUGAUUUUCUUACUGGGAGCUCCAAAGACUUGGCAAAGCAUGUCAAACUGGUGUGUGAUGGAACAGACCUGACAUCCAAGAUCCAGGACCUGAAACCGCAGUGCCUCGUCUUUCUCAACAUUCCAAGGUACUGUGCAGGCACCAUGCCCUGGGGCAACCCUGGGGAGCACCAUGACUUUGAACCCCAGCGCCAUGACGAUGGCUGCAUCGAGGUCAUCGGCUUCACUAUGACAUCCCUGGCUGCCUUGCAGAUGGGUAGACAUGGGGAGCGGCUGUGCCAGUGCCGGCAGGUGUUGCUCACCACAUCCAAGGCCAUUCCCAUGCAGGUGGAUGGGGAGCCAUGCAAACUGGCACCCUCUUCCAUCAACAUCUCCCUGCGCAACCAGGCCAACAUGGUACAGAAGACCAAGCGACGCAACUCCAUGCCCCUCCUCAACGACCAGCAGCCCGUGCCUGAACGGCUGAGAAUCCGGGUGAGCCGAAUCAGUAUGCAUGACUAUGAGGCACUUCACUACGACAAGGAGAAGCUCAAGGAAGCCUCGGUGCCCCUAGGCAUCAUUGUGGUUCCAGGAGACAGUGACCUUGAGAUGUGUCGGACCCAAAUCGAGAAGCUCCAUGAGGAUUUCCCUCCAUGCCCCUCUGCUUUACACCGCCUGCUGCUCCAGGAAGGGGAUGGGGCCAAACCAAAGGCACUGUCGUCCCAGAAGCUGUCGCCCAAGUGGUGUUUUCUGGAUGCAACUACGGCUGAUCGGUUUUACAGGAUAGACCGUGCACAGGAGCACCUCAACUACGUGACAGAGAUCUCUCAGGAUGAACUGUUUGUGCUAGACCCAGAGCUGGUGAUCACUCAGACUGUGGGCACCUCUCCUGCCAUGCCUGACCUGGUCGACACAUCAUCCACACCCACAGGGCAUCAUUUUGCUUUCCCUUCUUCCUCAUCCUCUCCACCCUCUUCACCCGCCCCCAGCUCAGAAGCAGGAGUUGGCCCCACACACAAAGACAACCCUUUGAUAGAAGCUGCCAAGAAUGGUGACUUCAGCAAGUUCCAGGAGUUGCACAGGGCUGGAGGAGACCUGAUGGUGCGAGACUCUUCUGGUCAGACAGUCCUGCACCUUGCCGUCAAGUCAGGGAGCAAGGACAUUGUCAAGUACAUCAUUGAGAAUGCUCCUUCAGAGAUCCUCGAUGCAACAGAAGAAAAGAACAGUGAGACCAGUCUGCAUCAGGCUGCUGCCCUGCGCCAGCGCACUAUUUGCCACUACAUUGUGGAGGCUGGGGCUUCGCUCAUGAAAACGGACCUGCAAGGAGACACCCCCAAGCACAGGGCCGAGAAAGCCAAUGAUCCUGACCUGGCUGCCUACCUCGAAAACCGACAGCACUACCAGAUGAUCCAGCGGGAGGAUCAGGAGACAGCUGUGUAGUGCUCAGCGUGCCUUAACCAAUGCCUCUGCCAGUGUGGGCAGGGCAGGAAGAUGACUGUGGAGCUGCAGGCCCAGCCUAGCCCUUCCUGAGUCUCAGCUCAGUCCCAGGAAGAAGAGGAGGCAGCGGCUGUAUCCCAGACCUGGCUGGGACUGUAUUUAUUAUUUGUGUGGUGGGUGUUUGGGACUUAGAGCCCAGGUACCCCCUUGCCUACCACAUUCCCCGCACUAGAGACAGACUUUGCUCCAGCAGCUGUCUUGCCCCUGCUUCCCACAGGAGCCAUUGUGCUACCCCUGCAGGUGAGAGGCAGCUACAUCCCCUCCGCAGUCCUUCAGGGGUAUUUGCAGUUUGGCAUCCAGCUCCUUGCCACCUCAUAGCACCACAUAUUGCCUGUCCACUGGAGCUAUCAUUCAAACCAUGCCUGCCCCCUACUGGUUCCAGGAGCCUGCCACCAGAAUAUGCAGGGCGGUUACCUGAGACCUGCUCUGCCUGUUGCCCCCAUCUCUGAUGGCCAGGCAAAAGGAUUUCCAGAAGCUGUUGUGAGUUUGGGAGAUAGUAGGUGCUGCCUGCUUUUGUUUCAGCAGGAUGCUGUGAGUCCCGUGAUGGAGGGAGCCCAGCCUCAUGUGUCCUGUCCUUGUGGCAGCUCAGUCAUUUAUGGUCCCCUACUCUUACUUUUUCUCCCUUUAUUUCUUGACCUCUGUCCUGGGGGUUCAUCCAACCAUGUGAGGAACCUGAAGCCGGAGGGAAUCCAGUGUGGAGUGAAACCCAGUGACUGAUCUGCAGUUUGGCCCUUGUUUCGUCUGGAGCCUACUGCAGCAACAGUUUCAACAACAUGCCUGGGUCUCCCAAGACUUGCUUGUCUUGCCACCAAGCCCUCUCCCAACCCAGCUCUCCUCUUUCCCUUCCCCUUUCUCACAUGCUGCCUCCCCUCCCUGCUGCACAUGGUUCUAAUUUGUUGAACAGCAGCAAGCUCAACAUGGGUAUAAAAUGUGCCAUUUAUCCAGCAAAGAGGCUGCCAGGAUGGGAAGGGAGCUUCUCUCAUCUUAGUAUAGACUCCCCUCCCUGCACCCGGUGACACUGGUGUCAGGGAAGCUUGGGGUUGGGGUGCGCCUUGAGGCUCCUUCUGUGGGGAAGUGACCCAGAGAGCACGUGACAGGAACACACAGGGACAGAGGGUGCCAGAUUCGAGAGAGAAGGCAUAGAAGAGACCUUCUAGCCCCAAGCCCCCAGGACCUCAGCAAUGACAUUCUUGCCUCACCUUCAGCUUUGCCUCCCUUUGCCAGCGUGUCCCCGCAGGGUCAGCUUCCAUGCCCCUUUGCUUCACUUCCUCCUCACUUUAUUCCUUGUUUAGCCCUGAAUAAUCUUGCCCUGUUUCCAUGCCUUUCCCACAGAGUAGAUUCUGGCUGCCUGCCUUUGGGCUCAUAAGCAGCCCCUCCCAGUGGCCCAGAGCUGUGCUCUUGCUGUGCUCCAGGCACCUUUCCCAUCUCCUCCCGCUCUGGGCACUUUAUUCACCUUCUUUUAGAAAAGAAGCAAACAAAGAGGUGGUGGGAGAGGGGGCUGACUCCUGGACAUGACCCCGAUCCCAGGCAGAGGCAGCAUUGUCCACAGCAGGGGCACUGUGUUCUGCCCAACACAUUCCAGACCAAUGCCCCUUGUUCCUCUGGUCCAGGGGAGCUCUUCUCUCAGGGACCUCGCAGACAUCUUGAAUGAGGAGCCAGCUGGCCUGGGGCUGGGUCUGCUGUAUCAGAGCAAGUGUGGCCCUGCCAGUGUGGUGGCUAGGAGUAUUGGGACGGGGAGCAGAAAGUACAAUACCAGACCUGCCUAGGCUAAGAGAGGAGUAGUUCAGGGGGUUACACUUAUAGUUCAGGGGGUUAUGGGGCACAAGCAAACAAGCAGGAAGGGCCACUGGGGUCCAGCUUGCGUUUUGGAACAGAUGGGACAUAAGCCCGUCCCAACAAGCCUUCUUCGGGGCUGUGUUCCUUGGAGGUGCUCAGAAACAUGUCUUGGGCAAUGGGGACUGGCGUGUCCCUGGCUUGGGGUGAGAGGUAGAGCUGGGCUUGCUCAGCGCUGACAUGCUUUAGGACCCCACCUGUUUUGUUUACAGAUGGAAGGGAAUUUCCUUUUCAUGUCCUUGUUCUUGGUAGUUAAUGGUUAGCACCUUGGAGUAGGGGCAGGUUCAGGGCCUGGAAGGCCCCAGAGCUAUGCCUAUGCAUGGAGCUAUCUGUUGCCAUCUGUCCUCCAGGCCUGUUUUCAUUAGCCAGCUAUAUCAGUGCUGCUAUGAUAGGGACUUCGGGGGCCUUGCUGCUGGCAGAGAUUCCAUCCCCUUCUCUCCCAGCCUGUGCACAUGUACACAUCCCCUGCGUGUGAACUUGCCAUGCCCACCUUGCCACUCUUCAGCUGAACACAGAAUCACACAGCAGGAGCCUGUGUGUGGGCACAGUCCUAGAUGGAUGAGAAAUUUAAUAGUUUGAGAGGACUGGGAGAUUUAGACUAGCAGGAGACCAGCAAUGCAUUCCAACAGUUGUUCUGUGAAGAAGGUCAAGGAGGAUGGCCUGCAUCUAGCUGUCAUCCCCAGGGCCAAGCAUGCCAGUAACCUAUCUCCACCCCCCCACGGCUGAAGGCUGCUUCACAGUUUACUAUAAUGUCACCCAGCUUUGCUGUAAUGUAACCUACGCUCAGCAGAGCAGGCCGGAGAAGUGGAAGUCCCAGUUUACAGUGUGAGCAGGCUGCCAGGGUUGGAGAGGUGGGGGUGCCUGCAUGGGCCUGAUACUGUGCAUUAAAGAAGAAAGUGGCUCUGAACCCCAGGGCUGCUGACCACGUCAGGCAGUGCUGGAGGAUGCUUCCUGAUGCGUAGAUCUCUGUUUCUUGCUCACUACACAAACACAGCCAUGGGGUCAGGUCAUCUGGCUGGCAGCAGGACAGACACUUGUCUUUUGAACUGUAUAAACAGCACUCCCUGCGUGGGACUGUGCAGUCCAGCCUGGAAACGUUUACACCCCAAGCACACCUGCUUGCUCCUCAUUUAGAACACCUUAGUUUUUGUGCAGAUAGUUUAAGCACAUGCUGUCCCCCGCAGUUCCUGGGUGUGUGUGUGUGCCCACAUUCCUGAACCGAGUUGCUGUGCAAUUCCAAGCCUAGCUUGUUUUCCUGCAAGGUGGGGGGAGCACUUGGUAGUUCUAUCUGCAGCGGGAGGCGAUUCUGUGCAAUACCUGUCUCUUGUCUCCUAGACACUGUUUGGACUGUAUUUUUGUAAUUCUGUUAGGAUGCCAGUUCUGGCAGACUGAGUGCCUGGGCAGCGGCCUGCACUCUGGUUGCUUUUCAUUUUUGACGGUUUGGAUGUUGUUCUUUUUUUUGCCAUUGAAAUAAAAAGGAUGUUUUACUUCA